This is a messenger RNA of Papaver somniferum (opium poppy), 954 nucleotides long. Its product is annotated as F-box/kelch-repeat protein At3g06240-like. The coding region runs from base 1 to 954 and encodes 317 amino acids. The transcript has 2 exons. Lineage: Eukaryota; Viridiplantae; Streptophyta; Magnoliopsida; Ranunculales; Papaveraceae. The record is from RefSeq and is a predicted model, not a curated record.
AUGUCGAGCUCCUUGCCAGAGGAUAUCAUAGAGGAGAACAUACUCAUAAGGUUACCUGUCAAAUCUAUUUCAAGAUUCAGUAAUUGUAUGCCUGCACUUCUAGGUUCUUCUAAUGGUUUGGUUCUCAUGGACCCAAUGACAUCUGAUGAAAAUACGUGCAUUUGGAACCCAGCUACCGGAGAAUAUAAACGACUUCCAGAAUAUUUAGACCCCCUUGACUCUGUUGCACAUGGAUUUGGUUUUGAUUGCAAGAAUGAUGAUUAUAAGGUAGUAAGAAUUAGCUGUACUGAUCCUAAUGGAGAAGUUUUGGAUGCGGGUGUUUACUCAUUAGCUUCAAAUUCAUGGAAGAAUCUUGGUAUUGUUCCUUAUGAUCACUUCCCUCGUGGUACAAAUAAUGGGGUUCUACUUAAUGGUGUUAUUCAUUGGAUUGCGGCUGUAACCGUAUCUAGAGUUCUUGUUUGUUUUGAUGUUUCUGAUGAGAUGUUCCGUGAUGUGCCAUUACCUUACAACAGUUCAGAUGAGGACGAGGCCCCUUCCAUUUUUGAUUUGGGCGUUUGGGAAGGGAAACUUUGUCUAUUUCAAAAGAAUCACACCGAGGAUCCUGACAUUUGUACGCAUCAAAAUGAUCACGUCGAUGUGUGGACGAUGAUGGAUAACAAGUGGAGUAAGCAUAUAAAGAUUACUGCACGUAUGACAGACAUGUACUAUGGAAGGCCAAUUCAAACUCUACAAAAUGGUGAGAUUCUUAUUGAAGGCGGACUAAGGGAGGAAGAAGAUAGCAUUGAUCUGAUUUCUUAUGACCCCAAGCUUGAAAGAGUUAGAGAUCUGAAGAUACAUGGUUUCGUGGGCGUCUCUGAGGUGGAUACUUAUAUUGAAACCUUAGUACCUCUAAACUCUGGUACUUAUGUUAAUAAGAUACUGAUACUGACGGACGAUGGGGAUCUGGAUUUAUGA